GUGUUAUUAAUGACCUGCCCUAAAAUGCCGAAGGCAACACCUGAUCCCGAUGUCAGCGGUAAGAGCUGAGAAAACAGCUCGAAGAGCUCGCGCGCUUAGCUCAAUCCUCAGGUAGACAGGUAGAAGACAAUGUCAAGGGACAGGAAUACCCAAAUCAAGUCCAUUGAAAGCAAACAAUCAACAGGCCGAACAGACAAUGGGCGACUUUGAAAUGCCAAUGAGGAUGGCCCGAGCUCAGUACCGGUCGCGUUCCAAAGCUGAAUGCUCUUCGUGUGCCUUGUUCUUGUUGUUGUCGAUGGCGACAGAUCAGGUUGCGAUGGGUUGCGUCGCGUUGCGUGUUGCUACAACAACUCCUGCCUGAUAUCUCGAUCUUGAUGCCCUCGUCCGCACGCUCCCGCUCUAACAGCGGCUGUCCCUCUUUCCCUUUCGUUGAUCUCGUAUACCUGUGUCAUGCGAACCCUUACGAGUCUCAGCUCAGAUAUAAUUCGGCAAUCGCUGCAUUCGGGAAUUCAGUUAUAGCUCUCAACUGGACCGGCACGGUCGUGUCACUCGCCUUAAGAACAAACAAGACUACGCGAAUCAUGCUAUUGAAAGUGAAAUUGUUUUAUUUGUUUGCGGGAUCAUUGGCAUUCGCAUUCCACUUCGACGAGGCACAUGGCAAGGGAUGGCCACGCGCUCCAUUGGAGGACGAUUACGAUUUUGAUUUCAAGGAACAGCCAGAGGACUUUUACAGCAUGGCAACUGUGACAUAUGAACAGCAAGCUAAUACUCAUUCGGAAGUUGGACUGCUAGAGUUUAGGUCACAAACAUCAGAGCUCAGACCUCAGGCGCAGCAUAUCAAAAGAGAAUAUGCAAAGAGGAUUUCAUUUCGAAAGCACAUCCGACAACAUAGCACAUCACAGGAUUCUGUCCCGACUCAUGCAAAUCCCAAGGAAGAGCCGCCGCUACUCUGGACUGACGAGUCGAAUGACUUUCUGCCAGCUAGUCAACGGUUUCGACGGGGCGUCACUGUGCGCAAGGAGCGUACAUGGGACUAUGGGGUCAUUCCAUAUGAGAUUGACUCCAUAUUCAGCGGCGCUCACAAGGCGCUGUUUAAGCAGGCGAUGCGCUACUGGGAGAACUACACGUGCAUCAAGUUUGUGGAGCGCGAUCCAAAGGUGCACACCAACUACAUUUACUUCACCAUCAAGAGUUGCGGUUGCUGCUCUUUUCUGGGCAAGAAUGGCAGUGGGCGACAGCCCAUCUCCAUUGGGCGCAACUGCGAGAAGUUCGGCAUCAUCAUCCACGAGCUGGGCCACACGAUCGGGUUUCAUCAUGAGCACGCUCGCGGGGAUCGGGACAAGCACAUCAUCAUCAACAAGGCAAACAUAAUGCGUGGCCAGGCCUACAAUUUCGACGUUUUGUCGCCGGAGGAGUUCGACGAGCCGCUCUUGCCGUACGAUUACAAUUCCAUUAUGCACUAUGCCAAGAACUCCUUCUCGAGGAGUCCAUAUCUAGACACGAUCACGCCCAUUGGCUUACCGAAAGGCGCCCAAAUUGAGCUGGGCCAACGGCGCCGCCUCAGUCGAGGCGACAUUCUGCAGGCCAAUCUGCUAUACAAGUGCGUCGCCUGUGGACGCACCUUUCAGCAGAACAGCGGGCAGAUUGUGUCUCCUGAAUAUGUUUACACGGAGAACGGUGUAGUCAAUGAGUAUGAAGGCAGCGGCGAUGACGGCGUUAAGGAAUCCGCUGAUAACAGCUGCGAGUGGCGGAUUACCGCUACCAAUGGCGAAAGGAUCAUUUUGCAUCUCCAGGAUCUGCAGCUAAUGUCCUCGGAGAACUGUACGAAGGACUACUUGGAAAUCCGUGACGGCUAUUGGCACCGAUCUCCGCUCGUUCGUCGCCUCUGCGGCAAUUCCAGCGGCGAGAUAAUCACGACCGAUACGAGUCGCAUGCUGAUCAAUUAUGUUAAUCGCAAUGCUGCUCUGGGUUAUAGGGGAUUUAAGGCUCGCUUUGAAGUGGUCUGCGGUGGAGAGAUUCACUUGAGCAAGGGUCAGUCCAUAGAUUCGCCCAACUAUCCGCUAGAGUAUAUGCCUGGCAAGGAAUGCAUAUGGCGGAUUACAGCCCCACCCAACCAUCAGGUGGCGCUCAAGUUUCAGUCCUUUGAGCUCGAGAAGCACGACAGCUGUAUCUAUGAUUACAUUGAAAUACGUGACGGCAGUCGAAGCGACUCGAAGCUGAUCGGACGCUUCUGCGGCGACAAGCUGCCGCCCAACAUCAAGACUCACAGCAAUCAGAUGUUCAUCAAGUUCGUGUCGGAUGGCUCUGUCCAAAAGCUGGGCUUCUCCGCGGCACUCAUGCUGGACGUGGACGAGUGCAAAUUCAUGCAGCACGGAUGCCAGCACAUAUGCAUUAACACCUUGGGCAGCUACCAGUGCGGCUGCCAUGCUGGCUACGAGCUCCAGGCCAAUGGGAAAUCCUGUGAAGAUGCAUGCGGGGGCAUUGUGAAUGCUACAGUAUCCAACGGAACAAUUUAUUCACCAUCUUAUCCAGAUCUGUAUCCCAAUGCCAAGAAGUGUGUAUGGGAGAUCGUGACUUCGGUGCAUCACUCAGUGUUCCUCAACUUUACACACUUUGAUCUGGAAGGCACUAAAUUCCAGUAUACCAAGUGCAGUUAUGACUAUCUCAUCAUCUACUCGAAGAUGCGGGACAACCGGCUGAAGAAGAUCGGCAUAUUCUGCGGCAACGAGCUGCCGCCUAUUGUGAACUCAGAGCAGAAUGUACUGCGGGUGGAGUUCCACUCGGAUCGUACAAUACAACGAAGCGGGUUCGCGGCCCAAUUCAUACUAGAUGCGGACGAGUGUGCAGUGAACAACGGAGGCUGCCAGCACAGAUGCCGGAACACCUUUGGCGGAUACCAAUGCAGUUGCAGGAAUGGCUACACUUUGAACAAGGACGGACACAACUGCACGGAGACCAAGUGCAAGUUCGAAAUCACCUCGUCGUAUGGCGUGCUACACAGUCCCAACUAUCCCAACGACUAUGCGCGGAAUAUCUAUUGCUAUUGGCACUUCCAGACGGUGCUCGGACAUCGCAUCCAGCUGACGUUCCACGACUUCGACGUGGAGAGUCAUCAGGAGUGCAUAUACGACUAUGUGGCCAUCUACGAUGGUCGCUCCGAGAAUAGCUCUACGCUGGGCAUCUACUGUGGCGGGCGGGAGCCGUAUGCUGUGAUUGCAUCCACAAAUGAGUUGUUCAUGGUCCUCAAGACGGAUGCUGGCCUGCAGCGCAAAGGCUUCAAAGCGACAUUCUCAUCCGAGUGCGGCGGCUACUUGCGGGCCACGAAUCACACGCAGAUUUUCUACUCCCAUCCACGAUACGGCAGCCGAUCUUAUAAACACAAUAUGUACUGUGACUGGCGCAUCGAGGCGGAUCCAGAUAGCAGCGUGAAGAUCAAGUUUCUUCACUUCGAGGUCGAGUUCUCUGAACGAUGUGAUUACGAUUUCCUGGAAGUCACCGAGGAGGGCAACGCGAUGAACACCAUCCAUGGGCGCUUCUGCGGCAAACGCAAGCCACCAAUAAUUAUUUCCAACUCCGACACGCUCCUUUUAAAGUUUCAAACAGACGAAAGCAACGCACUCCGUGGAUUCGCCAUAUCCUUUGUGGCAGUCGAGCCACCAGACGACGAUGGAGGCGACGACUUUGAUGCAGUAACGCCAUUUCCUGGUUAUCUUAAGAAUAUGUACGCUGAAACGGCACUAGGCGAAGAGCAACCAGUUCAACAUGGACAUAUUUUGCCGCCCAGCAGUCUAAUUUAA
This is a messenger RNA of Drosophila mojavensis, 3797 nucleotides long. RefSeq names its product dorsal-ventral patterning protein tolloid. Gene Ontology annotation, molecular function: calcium ion binding; metalloendopeptidase activity; zinc ion binding. The coding region runs from base 375 to 3797 and encodes 1140 amino acids. Lineage: Eukaryota; Metazoa; Arthropoda; Insecta; Diptera; Drosophilidae. The record is from RefSeq and is a predicted model, not a curated record. The transcript has 8 exons. Gene Ontology annotation, biological process: proteolysis.